Molecule: messenger RNA, 1236 nt
Organism: Fusarium graminearum PH-1
Lineage: Eukaryota; Fungi; Ascomycota; Sordariomycetes; Hypocreales; Nectriaceae
Exons: 2
Coding region: 1-1236 (411 amino acids)
Molecular function (GO): dipeptidase activity
Source: RefSeq, a predicted model, not a curated record
AUGACGGUGCAAACAGACAUGUUAAGCCGAGCCCGAAGCAUAGUAACGGCGAGGCUGGAUGAACUCGAUAGUAAAUUGCACGAGGUCAAUCGCCGCAUCUGCGACAACCCAGAACUCAAGUUCAGGGAGUUCAUCGCACACGACACGAUUGCAGAUUUCCUGGAAAGUCUUGGGUACAAGGUCGAGCGCAGUUCGUGGGGUUUAGAGACCGCCUUCGAUGUAUGCAUUGGUUCAGGUGAGAAGCAGAUCAUUUUCUGCGCCGAAUACGAUGCUCUGCCUGGCAUGGGCCAUGCCUGCGGACACAACCUCAUCGCCACAUCAUCACUUGGUGCUUUCGUUGGAGCGGCACAAGCCAUGGCUGAGCUGGGUAUCUCAGGUCGCCUGAGGCUGCUCGGCACACCAGGUGAAGAAGGCGGUGGUGGUAAAGCCGAGCUGAUCAAAGCCGGUGCGUUUAACCAGCCCGAGAGCGUCCUGGCAGCUAUCAUGGCCCAUCCGACGCCCAGUCACAGGUUCGCGGGAACCAACUACGUGGGCCUUGGCGGCGUGAGGCUCAUCGCAGCCCAGAACGUCGUUGUUGAGUUCAAAGGAAAGCCAGCGCAUGCGGGCGGCGAGCCAUGGAAGGGCAUCAAUGCUUUGGACGCAGCUGUGGCAGGUUAUAACAACGUCUCCAUGAUGAGGCAGCAGAUGAUGCCUGAGGACAAGGUCCACGGCGUUUUUGAGGCAGGUGGUGACGCACCCAAUGUCAUCCCUGCUUACACGCGGAUGAACUGGAUUGUACGAAGCCCGUCGGGUUUGCGCUGCGAGGAUCUGGCAGACAGACUCAUCAAGUGCAUGGAAGCGGGAGCAAUGGCGUCAGGAUGCGAGGUUAAGUGUAAAAAGGAAUUUGCAUACAAGAAUCUGCGCAUCAAUGACGGACUUUGCAAAGCAUAUGUGGAGGAGAUGGGGGCCAUAGGCGAAAAGGUAUUGCAACGACUGGAAAUCAGAGGUACCGCAUCUACGGAUAUGGGCAAUGUGUCACAUCUCGUGCCUAGCUUCCAUGGGAGCAUCGGUGUUCCCACUGAGGACGGCAUUGGUCUUCAUAACCCGCGCUUCACGGCCGGAGCAGGCACUGAUGCAGCUCACAAGGCGGCUAUCCAGGCGGGUAAGGGGAUGGCUAUGCUCGCCAUCCGGACGUUCUUGGAUCCCGCCGUGGCGGAGGAGGCGAGGACAGACUUUGAGAAGCCCGACGACCCGUAG